Molecule: messenger RNA, 198 nt
Organism: Racocetra persica
Lineage: Eukaryota; Fungi; Glomeromycota; Glomeromycetes; Diversisporales; Gigasporaceae
Source: the annotation of a GenBank genome assembly
CCCAAACGAACAAGUAUUGAACUAAGUAAUCAAGAUAAUAAAGACCUGACGAAUCCUGAUUUUCAAACCUAUACCCCAUUAUCAGAUAUUCAAACCAACUCUGUUACUCAAACCUGUUCUGGUAUUUAUGGUCCUGAAAACCCUCACCUUAACGCAAUCAAAAAAAAAUCCGACACUUUGGGUAAUCAACUCUUGUAA